AUGCGUUCCACUAUAGAAUUUGAGGAGUGUCUCAAGGAUUCACCGCGUUUUAGACAAUUCAUUUCCAAAGAAGAAACUGAUAUUGAACACUUGGAGCAGCGACUUGAGAAAAUAAUCAAACUAUGCACUGUUGCUGUGGACUCGGGCAAAGAGUAUGUCAAGAAUCAGAGCGCCUUCGCUAUGUCCUUAUGGGAUUUGCAGCAACAUUUUGCCGAUAAUAAGAAUGCGCACAAUGCUUUGGGCAAACUGAUACACUGUUUUCAGGAAAUGAACAAGUUUCAUACCAUUUUAUUGGAUCAAGCGAGUCGCACGGUUUUAAAGAAUCUAAAAGUAUUCGUUAAGGACGAUAUCAAUCAAGUUAAAGACUAUAAAGGACAUUUCCUCAAGGUAUCGGAGGGAUAUGAUAAUGCGCUCAUGAAAAAUGCACAGGCAAGCAAAAACCGGCCACAAGAAGUAUCAGAGGCAGCUAAUAUAUUAUCAGCUAGUAAAUCAUGCUUUCAACAUACCGCAUUAGACUAUGUUAAUUAUAUAACUUUAGUACAAUCGCGUAAGGUUCCAUCGAUUUUAUCAACGCUCGUCGAUUAUUAUCAGGCUUGCGUUACCUACUAUCAUCAAGGUUUCGAUUUAUGCAACGAUUUUGAUGAGUUCUUUAAGAAUAUAACGGAAGAUUUGAAUUGUUUACGUGGUGACUAUCAAAAAUUGGAAAAGGCCAUGCAAAAUCGUCAUAUGAGUGUUAAUAAUUUUUGUGAUACAAAUACGAAUAGUACUUCGAAUAAGAUUGAAGGUUAUUUAUUUAAGAAGAAAUCGAAAGGAUUUAAAACAUGGUGCCGUCGUUGGUUCUAUUUAAGCAACAAUCAGCUAGUCUAUAGUGAUUUGGAUUCGAAUUGCAGAAAACGCAGUAAUGAGGAUUCAUUCUCCGUUAUGGAGGAGGAUUUGCGCAUUUGUACAGUGCGUCCCGUCAACGAUGGUGAUCGACGCUUUUGCUUCGAAGUUAUAUCGCCCACAAAAUCGCAUAUCUUGCAAGCAGACUCCGCUGAUAUGCUCUCACUGUGGAUUUCGGCAUUGCAAAAGAGUAUUGGUGCUGCCAUACAGCACGACAGUCAGCAUUCCAGGCCACAGUCGUCGCUGGCGACGAAUGCCCUCAAUGCGAAAAGGAAAAUCCAUUGGGAGGAAUUCUUGAAAAUUCCCGGCAAUUCACAAUGCUGCGACUGUCGCGGCUCAGAUCCGCGUUGGGCUUCCAUAAAUCUCGGCAUAACGCUGUGCAUCGAAUGCUCUGGCGUGCAUCGUAGCUUGGGUGUACACUACAGUAAAGUGCGUUCGCUGACACUCGACGCCUGGGAGGCAGAGAAUGUGAAAGUGAUGAUGGAAUUGGGCAAUAAUGUUGUGAAUCGCAUCUAUGAAGCGCGUAUUGGUGAAAAUUGCGAAUUGAAGGCGGCCACCGAGAAUUGCGAGAGCAGUGUACGUGAGGCGUGGAUCAAGGCAAAAUAUGUGGAAAAACGUUUCGUUUGCGCCAUGCCGAAACCGCAGGAGCUACUCUCCAGCGAAACUGCUGAAGUGCUGUCCAUAGACAGUGGAGGUGGAGGUGCUGGUGGUGGUAUUGGUGUUGGUGGCGUCGGUUGUGGUGGUGAUGCUGAAGAAUCACGUAGUCUAAGUAAGACAACAACACUAUCAUUAGGCGCACGCAAAUGGGCGGUGAAAAAAUACCGUCGUCGCCGACAUCGUGAUAGACAUCGUUCCAGUUCCAAGUCAGACGAUGAUGACGAAUCCAUAAAUCUUCCCUCGCUCUCGUUGAGUAUAUCACGUGAGGAUUUGCUGCUGAUUGGUGAUGAUUUGGCGCUGGAAUCGGAUGAAACGCCCGCCAUAUUGGGUUCGGAUCAAGAGUCAACCGAUGGGGAAAUCGAACCGGAGAUAUUAGAUGAGGUGCCCUUUUCAAAACUAGAUGCGAAUCUCAUGUUGUACAAAGCCGCUGCGGUACAUAAUUUACCUGUUAUGUGCAUGGCGUAUGCGUUGGGUGUCAAUAAGCAUUGGAAGAAUCCAAAUGAUCACAAUCGCACUUAUUUGCAUCAGGCGGUGUUGUCGGGCUCCGUUAUGGCUUGUGAGUACUUAUUAUUGAAUGGUGUGCCUAUCGAUGCGGCUGACGAUAAUGGCGAGACUGCUUUACACAUGUCCACCGCCAAGGGCUCCAUAGCGCAGGUGUAUUUGCUGCUCAAACACAAAGCCAAAUAUGACACGGAAUCGAAUGAUGGCAAGAACCCGCUAAAAAUAGCGGUUGAGCAAUGUAAUGCGGACAUUGUGACGCUUUUGCGUCUGACGCAGCUAAACGACGAAAUCGGCAUGAAUGACGAAGGUAAUGGUGAAGAUGAAACGUAUAAGGAUGUUAUGAAGGACUUUUCCAAUUUUGCGUCAAAUCUACCACGCAUGCUGCGCAAUCGCAACGAUGCAAAUACACUCGAAUCACAGCGUUCUUCCCUCACCAACUCGGAUUAAAUAGGCCGUGUAACAAAUAUUAAUUAAUUAAAAUCAUAGUAAAUGCAAUCGUACACGACAUCAAGCACACAAAUAUUCUUAAUAGUAAAGAAAUUGAAAUAAUUUAUAAAAAAAAAUCAACCGCUUUUGGUGUAAACACGUGCUAAAACAAAAACAAAAAAAAAACGAAAAAUUUCAUAUAUAUAAACAAAAAUUAAAAUUUACUGAACUUACCAAUAAAGAAUAUUGACUGUCUAAAUAAUGGAGGGCUUGUGCUUGUCUCCUGUUGAGCACAAUAUACAUACAUAUACAUAUAUAUUAAAGUAUUUUGAAUAUUUGUACCUACUAUAUUACAUAUACAUAUAUAUACAAGACAUAUUUAGCACAUAUUCGUAUGUAUUUGAACGCAUGAUCUUACAACAUUAUCAUACAAAGUGCUCUAGUUAAAAAAACAGAAGAAAAAAAAACCUAACAAAAAAGCUGUAAAAAAUAACUGAGGAUAUUAAAUGAUGAGUUAAAUAUGAA
Ceratitis capitata (Mediterranean fruit fly) is the source of this 2991-nucleotide messenger RNA. It is a transcript of the gene CenB1A, whose product is annotated as arf-GAP with coiled-coil, ANK repeat and PH domain-containing protein 2. The transcript is spliced from 11 exons. Bases 1 to 2487 code for a protein of 828 amino acids. The record is from RefSeq and is a predicted model, not a curated record. Gene Ontology annotation, cellular component: cytoplasm. NCBI's taxonomy places the organism in Eukaryota, Metazoa, Arthropoda, Insecta, Diptera, Tephritidae. Gene Ontology annotation, molecular function: protein binding; GTPase activator activity.